Molecule: messenger RNA, 1933 nt
Organism: Cryptomeria japonica (Japanese cedar)
Lineage: Eukaryota; Viridiplantae; Streptophyta; Pinopsida; Cupressales; Cupressaceae
Product: RCC1 domain-containing protein RUG3, mitochondrial
Exons: 6
Coding region: 205-1665 (486 amino acids)
Source: RefSeq, a predicted model, not a curated record
UGUAUGCGACUGACAACAACCAGGCUGCAUUCCAGAAAUAGAGAUAUUUCUCUCACAGCAUUUCUUGAUGUCCUCACUAUGCUAUGUAAUCUUUCUGUUCUAGUUUUAGGGAUACAUAUUCUGAUACAUAAACAAGAUUCAAUGCAUUUAUUUUUUCACAUUUUAAUCAAUGUCUGAAAACAUUCAAUCAUAGUAGCUGAUCAAAUGAAUAAAUGGAAGAGCAUUGGGUGUUACGGCACUAGCCUGUUUCGGUCACAGGGGUCUACUCAAACAAGUGGGUUGUCUUUAAUACAUUAUGUUUCUAACAGGAAAUUCAGCCAGAAAGGAGACAAUGUAUUAGACGAAGUAUGGACUAUUGGUAGGGAUGAAGAGGGUCCUAGAACAUUAGUUGAGCUUCUUUCGUGGGGAAGAGGAAGCUCAGGGCAGCUUGGUGGUGGUGUUGAAGAGACCCGGCUCUAUCCCUGUAGGGUUCUCUCCAUGGAUAUGCCUUCAAAUUUUAGGCUUGCUCCCAUGCAAGGCCUCCUCGUUCCAGAAAAUACAAGGGACAGUAGCAAUAAAACACUAUUACCACCUCCACCACCACCAUUAUCAUCACCUUCGUCAUCAUCAACAUCAUUAAGAACAAGCUCUGAUGUUGUAGAAUUGGGUAUCUCAUGUGGAUUGUUCCACUCUGCACUGCUUGUGGAUGGUAAACUAUAUGUUUGGGGAAAGGGAGAUGGAGGUAGGCUUGGCCUAGGUACAGAGGACACCAAGUAUCGGCCUACACUCAAUCCAAAUUUAGAGCGCAUUCGAAGUGUUGCACUCGGUGGUCUUCAUUCUACGGCACUUACUGACAAGGGAGAGCUCUUCACUUGGGGAUAUGGAGGUUUUGGAGCACUUGGUCACUCUGUCCAUCACAGGGAGCUUUUACCCAAACAGGUUAGAAACCAGUGGGAUGGGAGGAUUCUGUAUCUUGCAACCAGCGGAGUUCAUACAGCUGCCAUUACCGAGUCAGGUGAGCUUUAUACAUGGGGAAGAGAUGAAGGAGAGGGUAGAUUGGGCCUUGGCAGUGAAGGUGGCCCUGAUGAAGGUGUACUUGCAACCCCCACAAAAGUGAAAGCAUUGCCUGUUCCUAUAUCUGCUAUCAGCUGUGGUGGAUUUUUCACCUUGGCCUUGACUUCUUCAGGAGAGCUGUGGAGCUGGGGUGGGAACUCAAACUAUGAAUUAGGGAGAGGUAAUAAAGGCAAUGAUUGGAGACCGAGACCUAUACGUAGUCUCGAAGGUGUCCGCAUUAUUCAAAUAGCAAGUGGAGGCUAUCACUCUUUGGCUCUCACAGAUGAUGGUAAAGUCUUUACUUGGGGGCAUGGUGGACAUGGUGAAUUGGGUCAUGGUUCUGUGGAAUACGGACGGGUUCCACAAGUAGUUCAAGCUUUAGCUGAUGAGCGUGUUGUUUAUGUUGCGUGUGGAAGUUUAUCGUCUGCUGCUGUCACAGAUUCAGGGAAGCUAUAUAUGUGGGGUAAAGGCAGAGACAAUCAAUUAGGUGUUCCUGGUCUGCCGGAUACACAGCUUUUACCUGUCUUAGUAAACUUUUUGGUAGAGGAUGAGAAACUUGGCCCUGCUCAUGUUCUCGCAGUUUCUGCAGGAGCUUCACAUGCAAUGUGCCUUAUCUCAAGGUCUGGAAUCUAAUGUUUGACAUCACAGAAGUGUUUGCUAUAUCAAAUACUGGCAGAAUUUGCAUCUUAUUGCUAGACAGUAUGCUUAAUUGUACACCUAAAAUUCUAUUGCAAAAAUGUCUUUUGUUCUUACAGCUCUUAUUUGCAUUAUGCUUAAUUCUUUUGCACAUGCGUUGCAAAUUGGAUUAAUUAAGGUAUUUGUAAUGUGAAUUCCAGUACAUCAUCAGUAUCGGAAUUCAAAUUUUGUUAAUUAGUUGAAUAAAACAAAAUUUUCUUUUUCA